GAGAUUCAAAUAACCUACACUACCUCCAGCGGCCCAGGUGGUCAGCAUGUCAACAGAAGUCAUACUAGAGUUCAGGAGUCGCACCGCAUAACUAAGGACGGUCAUUUCAUUAUUCACUCCGACAGAACUCGGUAUCAGCUCCUUAAUCAAGCUGAUUGCCUUGAACGCAUUCGACGAAUGAUAAGGGAGCGCUUAGCUGAGUUGAAAAAGCCAGAGGUGUCUGCGGAAACAUUAGAAAAGCAUCGGAAGUGUCGUAUUCGAGAAAACGAAAAGCGUUUGGCUGUCAAGCGUACUGAUUCUAUGACUAAAGCCUAUCGACAAAGACCGUCCCAGUGGGAUUUAUAA
This is a messenger RNA of Hydatigera taeniaeformis, 345 nucleotides long. The record is from the annotation of a GenBank genome assembly. NCBI's taxonomy places the organism in Eukaryota, Metazoa, Platyhelminthes, Cestoda, Cyclophyllidea, Taeniidae.